CCAUUUUUAACAAAUUGACACUGUUGAAAAAAUAACGUCUCUAUCAAGCAGUCGCAGAUUGCGAUUCCUGCACAAUCACGCUUAUGCAGUAUAUGUGCGCAUUUUACGCAGUGUAGGUUAGGUUUAGAAGUGAGGUUAUGUCAGCUCAAUAAAGUUCCGCAUAACGUAAUUACGCGUUUCACGGCAAGUGAAAUUUUAGAAACACGUUUUUCUUAUAAAUUAUUUAUUUUAUGAAAAUAUACGUCCAGUAGCCGGUGUCAAUACAUUUAACAUUUAAAACAACGAUUCAAUCGUGAUAUUCAUACAAACGAAAUAAAAUGACAGAUGAAAACAUCGAAGAACUCGCACCAUCGGAUUUAGGUACACUUGAUUAUUGGGAAAGGAUUUAUUCGGAUGAUCUUGACAACUUUAAGGAGUACGGAGACGUAGGUGAAAUAUGGUUUGGCAAAAGUAAUACACUGAAAGUUGUACGUUGGAUCCAUACGCAGCUGAAACUUAACAAAAAUGAUAAAAUAAUCGAUAUAGGAUGCGGGAACGGGAUGACAUUGGUUGAACUUGUGAAACAAGGUUUUGAAGAGUUGCUGGGUAUAGAUUAUUCAGAGAAAGCAGUUGAUUUAGCUCGCGAAAUAUUAACAGAGAAUAACAUGCCGCACGUCGAGCUGAAAGUCUACGACGUACUCGAUUCCAAAAAUUUCAAUUUGCCCGCCAACUUUAAAUUGGCGCACGACAAAGGAACUUACGACGCCAUCAGCUUGAAUCCAGAAAAUCCUGCGUCGAAACGGCAAAAGUAUAUAGAAAAUGUUUACAGGAUUCUGUUGCCUUCUGGCUACUUAGUUUUAACUUCAUGUAACUGGACUAAGGAAGAAAUAGAGAAACAUUUUCAAAAUUAUUUUGACAUUUUACACGUUCUGCCUGCUGACGAAACAUUCAUGUUCGGUGGACAAACUGGAAACACCGUAACGCAACUAGUUCUUCAGAAGAAAUAAUAAAAGAAUUGAUUGACAAAAU
This is a messenger RNA of Frieseomelitta varia, 1008 nucleotides long. Its product is annotated as EEF1A lysine methyltransferase 2. Bases 318 to 986 code for a protein of 222 amino acids. Gene Ontology annotation, biological process: peptidyl-lysine dimethylation; peptidyl-lysine monomethylation. The transcript has 4 exons. Gene Ontology annotation, molecular function: protein-lysine N-methyltransferase activity. Lineage: Eukaryota; Metazoa; Arthropoda; Insecta; Hymenoptera; Apidae. Gene Ontology annotation, cellular component: cytoplasm. The record is from RefSeq and is a predicted model, not a curated record.